GAAAAGACGAACAGUUCCUCAACGCACUGAGUGCGCAUGUACAGAAGUGUACGGUUUCGUAGAUUUAUAGCUGUUUUAUCAAAUGUUGCGUUUCCUGUUGCUGUUCAAUCGCCAGGGAAAACUCCGACUGCAGAAAUGGUUCGUGCCGACAUCAGACCGGGAGAGGAAGAAGGUGAUCCGUGACAUGAUAAUGCUGGUGCUGCCCCGUCAGCCUCGGACCUGCAACUUCCUCCGAUGGAAGGACCUAAAGAUUGUUUACAAAAGAUAUGCCAGCCUGUAUUUCUGUGCUGGUCUGGAGGAGCAGGAUAAUGAACUUCUUGCUUUGGAGGUGCUGCAUCGAUAUGUUGAGCUGCUGGAUAAAUACUUUGGUAAUGUGUGUGAGUUGGACAUCAUCUUCAACUUUGAGAAGGCCUACUUCAUCCUGGAUGAAUUCCUGAUGGGAGGAGAGGUUUUAGAAACGUCCAAAUUUGCAGUGAAUGUGUCUAUGGAGCAGGCUGACACGCUACAAGAGACAAUGGAGGAAUAUAUGAGCAAACCUGCCUACUGAGCCAAGAGAGGAUGAGGAUGUUGGUGAAAAUGUGUUAGUAGUGUGACCCUGAAGACUCCUUUUUAUUCAUCUCAGGGUUCUUAGAAGGAUUUACUGUUCAGGUGUGUGUGCUGUGUGUCGGUGAGUAAAUGGAGAAACACAACACAGUAAGGAAAAAAUAAAGUCAAUGCUUUAUUAACCUCAGGAAUGUCACAUAUGACCACAAUUAAGAAAGAAUUACAAAAAACACACAGGAAUCUAAGGAGUUGAACACUGGCUGUGACUGUCUCUGUAUGUGUGUGUGUGUGUGUUGGUGGGUGUGUGUGUGGAACACUUAAGGCUGGUGAAACAUUUACUGCAUGUAUCGCCGAGCAACAAAUUUGUAUUCAGCAAAACAUCAAAUGAAAGUCUGAACACUGAUUUUUACCAAUAAAUAAGAACUUUUUUAAAA
Molecule: messenger RNA, 977 nt
Organism: Poecilia latipinna (sailfin molly)
Lineage: Eukaryota; Metazoa; Chordata; Actinopteri; Cyprinodontiformes; Poeciliidae
Gene: ap1s3a
Product: adaptor related protein complex 1 subunit sigma 3a
Exons: 5
Coding region: 83-547 (154 amino acids)
Biological process (GO): vesicle-mediated transport; intracellular protein transport
Cellular component (GO): AP-1 adaptor complex; membrane coat
Molecular function (GO): clathrin-cargo adaptor activity
Source: RefSeq, a predicted model, not a curated record